Salvia splendens (bonfire salvia) is the source of this 1482-nucleotide messenger RNA. Its product is annotated as cytochrome P450 71A9. The record is from RefSeq and is a predicted model, not a curated record. Gene Ontology annotation, molecular function: heme binding; iron ion binding; oxidoreductase activity, acting on paired donors, with incorporation or reduction of molecular oxygen. Bases 1 to 1482 code for a protein of 493 amino acids. The transcript has 3 exons. Lineage: Eukaryota; Viridiplantae; Streptophyta; Magnoliopsida; Lamiales; Lamiaceae.
AUGAUCACUGUUGUUAUCUUGCUACUAUUCCUCCCUCCUUCAAUCCUCCUCCUCCUCCAAACAAGAAAAGCUCUACGAGAUUCCCGAUCGCCGCCCGGCCCCCUCGGCCUCCCGUUCAUCGGCAACCUCCUCUCCCUCGACACCUCCAAGCCCCACAUCUCUCUAUGGCGACUCUCCCGCUCCCACAGCCCCCUCAUGUCCCUCAAGCUCGGCAGCGUGCACGUGGUCGUCGUUUCGUCCCCUCGGGCCGCAGAGCAAGUCAUGAAAACCCACGACCUCGUCUUCUGCAGCCGCCCGAAGCUCCUUGGCCAGCACAAGCUGUCCUACAACCGCUCCGACAUCUCCUUCGCCCCCUACGGCCACUCGUGGCGGGAGAUGAGGAAGAUCUGCGUCGUCCAUCUCCUCAGCAACAAGCAGGUCCAGUCAUUCAGGCCGGUGCGCGAGGAGGAGGUUCUUCGGAUGACCCAAAGCCUUGGCUGCGGUCGGGUUGUCGAUCUAAGCGCGGUGGUGUUGGGUCUGACGAACGCGUUGAUAUGUAGGGUCGCGUUUGGGAAGGAGGAACCGAGGACGAUAAGGUUUGAUAAGCUUUUGAUUGAAUCCGAGGCUAUGAUGGGUGAAUUUUUUAUUUCGGAUUAUUUGCCUUGGUUUGGUUGGGUGGAUAGAGUGUCCGGGUUGAUUGGGAGACUUGAUCGGAUUUUUAAAGACAUGGAUGGAUUUUUUGAGGAACUGAUUCAAGAGCGUGUGAAUCAGAGUAGGUCUAAGUCGAUAAACUCGAAUAUUCUUGAUAUUUUGAUCCAGAUGAAAGAGGAAAAUUCUAGCUCGGUGGCUCUGACAUGGGAUAAUAUCAAGGCAAUACUCAUGGAUAUAUUUGUGGCUGGAACAGACACAAGUGCAGCAACAAUAAUAUGGGCCAUGACAGCCUUGAUCAAGAACACAUCAACAAUGAACAAACUACAAAAAGAAAUUAGAGAUUUAGUCAGCAACAGAAGACAAGUAAACGAGGAAGAUCUCCCAAAACUACCUUAUCUCAAGGCAGUAAUAAAGGAGACAUUGAGAUUGUUCCCACCAGCACCACUCCUACUCCCUAGACAAUCCAUGUCUGAUUGCAACAUAAACGGGUAUACCAUCCCGGCCAAGACACUGGUCAUCGUAAACGCAUGGGCGAUCGCAAGAGAUCCCGACACGUGGGAGAAUCCCGAUGAGUUUGUGCCCGAGAGGUUCUUGGAUUCUCCAAUUGACAUCAUUGGAACAGAUUUUGAGGCGAUCCCCUUCGGCUCGGGCAGGAGGGGGUGCCCCGGGAUAGCGAUGGGGCUUGUAACGGUGGAGCUCGCGCUUGCGAACCUUGUUCACUCGUUCGACUGGGAACUGCCGGCCGGAAUGACAAAAGAGGAUAUUGAUACGGAGGUUUUGCCUGGUAUUACUAUGCAUAAGAAACAUCCACUUUGCUUGGUGCCUAUGCAUAGAUACAUACAUCAAUCAUAA